Molecule: messenger RNA, 672 nt
Organism: Ilex paraguariensis (yerba mate)
Lineage: Eukaryota; Viridiplantae; Streptophyta; Magnoliopsida; Aquifoliales; Aquifoliaceae
Source: the annotation of a GenBank genome assembly
AUGUCUCUUGCACAUAUAUUAAUUAUCUCGGAAACUUCUACUAUUGUUGGGAUUGCCCUGGUAUCAUGUUUCAUGUAUUGGUUGUUGAAGAAGAAAAGAAAAGUUCCAUCUACAGAAUCAAUGGAGUCGGAACAAUUUUCUCCCAAAAAUUUGAUUGGUGUGGGUAGUUUUGGUUCUGUGUAUAAAGGAAUCCUUGAUGAGGGAGGAUUGACGAUUGCUGUCAAAGUACUUGACGUCAUGCGCCAUGGAGCUUCCAAGAGUUUCAUGGCUGAGUGUGAAGCCUUGAGAAAUAUUCGACAUAGAAAUCUUUUAAAGAUCAUAACAUCUUGUUCAAGUGUUGAUUUUCAAGGUAAUGAUUUCAAAGUUCUGGUGUAUGAGUUCAUGCCUAAUGGUAAUCUAGAAAGGUGGUUGCACUCCAAUAUAGAAAUGAACAAUACAAUGAAUGGGCUUUCAAGCUUAAAUCUUCUUCAGAGAAUAGACAUUUCUAUUGAUAUGGCUUGUGCACUUGAUUGUCUUCAUAACCACUGUGAAAAGCCAAUCAUUCAUUGUGAUCUGAAGCCUAGAAAAGCACUUAUUAACCAUGACAUGGUUGCCCAUAUUGGAGACUUUGGGUUGACAAGGUUUCAUCCAAGAUUCACAAAUACAGUUCAUAGUUCGACUGGAAUAAAAUGA